UGGAAACCAUUUUUUCCAUAUUUCCUCCAGUGUUGGCUUGCUCGCUCUGGCAGGCUUGCUUCACAUUAUUGACGAUUCCCAACGCCGCAAACAUUGUUGGAUUGAACCAGGGGCAAACUCUCGACUUCUGGAUAUCCUCCUUUCUGAGAGCCAGCGUUGGGAAACGGUGUUGAUGUCACCCGUGCAUCGCUGGAAUUCUGACUUCAACACAUCUCAGUUGAGAACCUUGGUGUGCAAUGACUCAAAUCUCAGGGGAAUCAAUGCACCAAAGCUUCCCCGCCUACACCUCAAUGGGUACUUUUAUCCCAACGUCCCAAAUGGACAGCCCACCCUUACUUGCAAAUAUCUACGUCUGCAUGCCGGUUCCGCGUGCACUAUAUGCUCUGCUAUAGCCAGUUUCCCUCAUUUGGUGACCAUCGUGGUUGAUGAAAUCAUAGGCUUUCGUUAUGGGAAGGUUCCUAUCCCUAUAAGUAGUUUGGUGCUUGAACCAAUGACCCUCGUUCUCCCCUACUACUUCUUGCUGGAGGACAUCCAGCAAGAGUUUAUCAAGAUAUUCACUCAACUUCAUCUUCCCAUGUUGCGGAAAUUGACUCUGGUGGGAGCGCCGGAAAAACUACAUGUUGAUUGUCUUUUGGCAAUGCUAGCAGUUGCAUCUUUCCAGGUGCCGGUGGUAGACUUUCAGACAAGCACACCACUGAGCACAGUUCAUAUGAACAAUAUCGUGCCAUUGCUCUCAAUUGUGAGAGAGGUUACUUUUUGUGGAAACUUGCCUCAAAUCAAUUGAGUAUCGGAAUUCGCGAGAAAUCGAAGCUAUCCUUCUCGAUACAGAUGUACAUACAUACAGGCAUCCGAUUUUCUUGUGCUGCAAUCACCUGCAAAUCAUACCUGGUCUUGGUGCCUUCA
Molecule: messenger RNA, 903 nt
Organism: Suillus subalutaceus
Lineage: Eukaryota; Fungi; Basidiomycota; Agaricomycetes; Boletales; Suillaceae
Exons: 2
Coding region: 173-784 (203 amino acids)
Source: RefSeq, a predicted model, not a curated record